Messenger RNA from Xenia sp. Carnegie-2017, 959 nucleotides. RefSeq lists its product as uncharacterized. The record is from RefSeq and is a predicted model, not a curated record. The coding region runs from base 252 to 821 and encodes 189 amino acids. Lineage: Eukaryota; Metazoa; Cnidaria; Anthozoa; Malacalcyonacea; Xeniidae. The transcript has 2 exons.
GCAACCAUUUGAAUCAUUUAAAGAGCAAUCAAGAUUUACAAACUUUCGCACAUUCCUUAAAAAUCAUCAAAAGGAAAGCAGACUCAAUUUCAAGAGAAAUCAGAAAAAACGAUGGAAAAGCGUUGUUUUGUAAAUUUGCACCAUGUGCGUUGGCUAACCUACUACUGUUGUUAACUACCUUGCAAAUUUAUUUCUGUCCUGUACAGCUGAUUCAAAAAUUGGGUCAGAUUUCGUUGGGGACCAAGUUUGUGAUGAAAAUUUUGGAGUUGCUGAAUAAUGAGCAAGAACUAAAUGAGCUAAUGAAGGAAGUAAAUGAGGAUUGGGAAAAGCUAAUGAAGGAAGUAAAUGAGGAUUGGGAACAGCCAAUGAAGGAAGUGCUAGCAAAACUAAAAAAAACGAUGGUGAUGCCAUGUACCAACAUACUUAUUGCCCUACAAAAAAAAGGCUUCUUAACAUCAAUCUUCAAAAAAGAGGUCGGUGUUGGCAGAAAGCAGUAUUUUCUAAAUACGGCUAUUAAUGAAUUUAAAGUGUCGCAGCAUAAAGCAGGACUUAUGAUUUAUAUCACUGCCGAGAAGAGUCAUUGUGUCGUCUUGAUUAUGGACGAAAAUGGUGAAGAAGUGAAUAUUUACGACGCUACUAUCAACGAAGACGAAGUCGAAAAUUUGGAAAAUCUUCGCAGCUUACAGAUCCUCGUAUUGACUUAUACGAAUGAUAAGAAUGAUAAGAUACCUCUCAUUGAAAAAGAAUGGUCAAAGUGCAAAGAGUAUUUUUGUUCAAAUAACUAUGUUGAAGCGCAUAAAAGCAAUAACUCCGCCAAUUAACUGGAUUUUUCUUUUUAUAGUGAUUUGCAAUCAAUUUUGUAAUGCAUGUAGUAAUUGGUCACAGUUUUACGGUUUAUUAAUUGGUAAGAUGUCAAAAUUUUGAGUAUCAUAUAAUCACAAUGAUCUUUUUCUUAAAAA